CGGCUUCUGACUGGUGACACUUGUCGCUGGCUCGAUUCUCGCUCAACCCCCUAUCUCUCAGUCAAAUCAUCAUCUGCGGUGGCGGUACUGCUUGACAUUGAUAAAUAGUCACCUGGAGACGACAGGGAUUUGACGUGGUGCUGCUGCUUGCUCUGUUCCGACGCUGCGAUCUCCUAUUGCCUCCGGAACGUCAUCCAAGUUCUCGCCGCGGUUGUGACCUUGAGCAACGACACACGACACUUUCAUCGCUCAUUCCUUGUGUUCUACAUUUCUACUAUGAAUUUAUUUCCAUGACGGCUCGCAUGGCAUAAGUGAGCCCUUGGCUCUUCUGCCUUCAACAUGGCGUACUUUUUGCCUUCUUUCUUCCAAAAGAGGUUGCUGCGAUAUGCUCUCUCCCGCUUAGAGCUCGUUGAUACCGAGGCGCUCGAUCUCGACAGCCUGGGUAUCCGAUGGGGCCAAAGAAGUUCUGUCGAGCUACGGGAUAUUGGCUUGAAGUUAGAGAAAUUAUCUACUCUCCUUCAUCUCCCUCCGUCGACUGAGUUGCUCAGCGCUCGGGUUCAGUUCCUUCGAAUCACCGUUCCAGCCGAUAUCUACAGUAGCGGUAUCGUCUGCGAAGCCAGCGGAAUCGAUAUACAUGUAAAAGCGCUAUCUGAGGAGUCUCAGGGCAGGGGAAAAGAUGCGAAGCAAUGCCAUCCUUCAGCUCAACAGGGUUCCGCUCAUGAUCUCGGUGGAGAGCAGAUACUCCCUAGAGCAGCCGAUCUCGCGGAGUCGUUCCUCGAAACCGAACCGAAGGAAGAGAAAGAGGAGUUAGAAGCAGCCAUAUCUUCACAGUCACAAUAUCUGAAACGCGAAUCAUCAGCUGUUGGCGAUGAUGAAGAGGAUCUAGGGCUCGGAGACGAACGUGUGUCUCUGCCAAGUUUCGUUGCUAGAUUCUUGAAGGGUAUCACAGACAGACUCCGGGUCGAGGUUAAGGAUAUUUCUAUACGGCUUGAUAUUGAGCUGAGACAAGAUGGGAUGUCUAAGAGGCAGACAGAGGAUCAACCGGAUCUGGUUUCGGGUCUGUUGAGUGUUGGAGAUGUAUCUGUGAAUGCGGUCUCUACACCUGACGAAACAGACGGAGUCCCAUUUCGCAAAGAAGGAAGGCGACUAAUCUCUUUGUCCGACGUCAAUAUAUCCUUGAUCUCUGAUCCCGUGGUUUUUUCAAACUAUUCUCGUUUUGCGGCUCCGCCGUCGCCAUCCACCACAAUGCAAUCGAAGGAAGGCCAGCCUUGGAGUAGAUCGCGAUCGCCAUCACCUCCGCCCUCACGCUUGUCUCGCUCAGGCUCUGCUCUGGACAUGACGCGCUCAACGAUUCUUGAGCGAUCCCUGGAGUCUGAGCAUCCGCAUGAUACUGAGUCUCGGGAUAUUGAGCCACCACGAGAUAUUACCCCUCCUGAUACUCAGCCGAUGGAAGGCUCCACUUAUAGCUUGGAUGGAAGGUUUUCAGAUGCAGAUACGGACUACGGUGAGAGAAAUGAUGGGGUUCUGGGACGCUCGCCGAGCUCUUCAAAUGGCCAUUGCGACGAUAGAGUGUUAGAUGAUCCAUCGUAUCUAGAUUCCGUCCUUGAUUUUCAGCCGGGCGGUAAUGGGAUAGAGGAUUCAACAGCUUUCCCACAAGAAGAGCUGCAACAUUCCCAACCGCUGUCUUCAUCUGAAAAAGCGACAUCAGAACAUGGCAUGGAUCGAAGUAGGACUUCGAUCGGUGGCAGCCAAGAAUUCCGCACUCAGAGUUCUCCACGGAACAGUGUAGUUAGCCAUGGGGACGAUGUGCAUAUGGAUGGUACAGCAGUCGGACAUCCUCCUUCAUCGGUCCAAGGGAGUGUUCAUUCGUCCCUUGAGACAAAUGUCCAUGAAAUAUCACAAUCUCAUAACCCUUCUCCUCUGUCAGAUGCUGGGAGUACUGACUCGCAGUCCGGAUCUUCUAAUGAUGAUCUUUCAGAAUCUAGACUCUAUUCUCACGACGAGGCUCAGAGCAUGUAUAUGAGUGCUGUGAGCCAUGGUUCGGCAUCGGAAAGCUUUAUGCCUGCACUACCAGGUGCUUGGGUGUCUGGAAGGAGCUUCAGGGACAAUGCAAUUCAAGGACACCCUGUAGACCAGGUAAACGCUGAUCAAGAGCAAGAGGGGCGUUUCAGCUACAAAGAGCAAGCUGAAGCGGAGCCUUCCACUCCCAAGCUUACCGCUCAGUCGAUAUCAUUUUCUAAAGAACAAUCGGGGUCAGCCAGGGAGACACCAGGCCCAUUUGCACCAGAUUUAAACAAACUUAUGGUGGGGAAGAAAUUUUUUGAAAUUGACAAAAUCUCAUUGUGGCUUCCGUCCACUGAUAACGAUGUCGCGGAGACAGACGAGCAGUCAGUCAAGCUUCAUGAAAAAGCGGCCGAGAGUGAUCUAGGAGACUCUUCAUCGCAAAAUUUGCGUGAUUCUAUUGUUGAAGAUGGGCUACUUGGUUCUAAAGUCUACAGUUCUUUCAGAACCCGUAAGGGUUCUAUGGAGUCAUCACAGCUCACCGAAAUUAUUGAGCAAAGCUUGCCUCGUCAUCCUGAAUACGAAAAACAGCUUCGUCCGGAUGCUGAUAGUGCAUAUCCCAAUAUCGAGAUUGAAGUUUCCUCCGUCGCAGCGCAGUUCGAUAUUGCGACAGGAUGGCUCCUUGCCAAAAUGGGGCAAAGGAUACUUCACACUUUUGGUGGCAAUAAUGAGGAAUUCCACGGGCCAAAACACGAUUCAGAUGCAGCGCAGAGCCGGACAUUUUGUAUCCUUGGUCUGAGCAAACUAUCUGUCAGGUUCGUCGAACACUUACCUGGGUUUCCCCUUGAGAAUUCCCGGUUAUAUUCUUCAUCAUAUCCUUCCACUUUGGAAGAUGUGAUCUUGAGGAUUUCAUCGUCCGGUUGGAAGGCCAAUUUGUCUUUAGAGAACGACACGUCAAAGCUUCGUCUCGAUGUAUCGAAGUUUGCAUUUGGGUUUGCAACAGAGGAUCUGGUCUCUUUUAAUGAGGGCUUAAAAAUGCGAGAAUCAGUUAGAGAUGUUCUCUCACCUGUGCACGCCGACAUAUCUCUUUCCGUCGUCAAAUCUUCAGAUUCUGCUAAGGUCAUUGCGACGACUCUUCCACUGCAUCUCAGUCUCAAUAUUCAGCGCUUAGAGGAAGUUUUAGGUUGGAUCGGAGGCCUCAGCACUAUUUUGGAACUUGGAAGUUCUAUCUCGUCGGUUUCAACUAUGAAAGGAGCAAGAUCAGAACCAAAGAAACGCUCUCGCGGUGUGCGUUUUGAAUCCCAUCCUCCGCCGGCCAGGGAUGAGUGCCGAUCCAACUCCGCAUCUUGGAAGGUGAAUGUUAGAGUCGGUGGCGUGGUAGUGGACGUUGUCGGAGAGACCUAUUUCAAGCUGAAAACGACAGCCCUCAAAGCCGUCAGCAGAUCCGAAGGGAUUGGUGUACAGAUCGACAAAGCCAAGUUAACUGGUCCCUUCCUACCCAAUGAUGCUUGUGAUGCGGCUCCUGCUAAAGUCACUUUUGACAAUAUCAGAGUCGAGUAUCUUUUUACGCCGAAGGAGGCUGAUUUGGACCGUCUGCUAGCAUUGAUUACCCCGUCCAAGGACAGGUACGAACAAGAUGACGAUAUCUUGCUGGAUACCCUUUUCAAACAACGGAAACAGGGUUCUGUACUUCGUGUGACUGUUUCAACGAUGAAGACGGCUCUUUCUCGCAUGGAUACUUUGGACUCCAUUUCACAGUUCGUUAACGAGCUGGGUGCGCUAUCUACUGUCACUAAAUAUUUACCAGAGGACGACCGACCUGGUAUUUUGACAUUGGUCCUGGUGAAACAGCUUGACGGGCAGGUUCAAGUCGGAGGGCAAGUUGGUCUCAUCGACAUGAAACUCCAAAAUAUGGAAGUGGCUCAUAUCAGUAUACCGUCCCUCAUUGCUGCUCGAGUUGGGGCAGCGACUGUCAACAGAAAUGAGACGGAGGAACUGCUGGGACCGGCGUUGCCGCUGGGCGAGGGCCAUGACCUACCUCGGACGCAGCAGCCAGUAUUAAUGGCCCGUUUUAUCGCUGAUGAAAUGGACCCCACAGUCAAGAUUAAGCUAUUUGACCUUCGGGCAGAAUAUACCCUUCCAGCGAUGAUUGCAUUCCUUGGCAUCAACAACGAGGUGGCAAGCGGAAACGUAGCCGCGGGUAUGGCACAGUCGUUGGCUAAUCUUGGUGACUUGCAGUCAUCUCAGCAAGGGCAAGCUCAUCUUUCGCGUCGGUUAUCCACAAAAUCUGAAAGGACGGGAGGGUCUGUGAAGCCGGCUAGAAUAGAGGUUUUCUUGUGUGAUUGUCUCCUCGGACUCAAUCCUCGUGAUACUCCGGCAAAAGGCUUUGUCAUGUUUACGAACGCCCGAUUUUUUGGUGCAAUUAAUGAUAAUGAGCAAUCAGAGGUAACUUUGGAUCUCAGUAAGGCAUCUCUUAUGAUCAUUGACGAUAUUCGAAAUGUGGGAUACACGGACAACCUGCGUCGACGAGGCGCCACUGCUGCUCUGAGGAGUCAAGACCAGUCGCUCGUUGACAUGGGCUACGUUCCUGUUUCUACCAUAUCAUCAGCUACAGCCAUUGUGAAGGUAAUCCCGUUGGACGACGGUACGAAGUCACUGGAUGUGGAACUUCGAGAUGAUCUACUCAUUCUCGAGACUUGUGCGGAUUCGACACAGACUCUGAUCAGCAUCCUGAACGGACUACAGCCCCCAGCACCUCCUAGCACGACUCUCAAGUAUAGGACUGAGGUGAUGCCCAUUCAGGACAUGCUGCAGUCUUUUACAGGAGACGCGUACACGGCAGAGCCCGUCCUUAACCAGGAAAACAUCCCUGAUACCAUCUCCGAGUUUGAUAAGGUUCAUGGAAACGAGGAGUAUCUAGAUGAUGAGCUUGACUACGUGAGCGAUUUCCAUCCCACGAUACCAGAAGCUGAGGGUGGUCUCCUCGCCGAGAGCAUGACAGCCUCAGCUCUCGCUCCGUCGACGUCAGAGGCUCUUCUUGAUAGCUUCCACUCGCAGUACUAUGUUUCGUCCAGCGUUUCAGAGCUCGAUUUCCAGGAAGACCACUUCUCAAAGCAGUCUGCAGUUGGGGGAACGGCUCAUCGGUGGGAUUCUACACACAAUACCUACGGGCUUUCGAAUGAGAGUAAGCUCCGAAGGAGCCCGCUUAGAGUUAGGGUGCGAGACGUCCACGUCAUCUGGAAUCUGUUUGAUGGCUACGACUGGCAGCGAACAAGGGAUACCAUAUCUAAAGCCGUGAAGGAUGUGGAGAUAAAGGCGACAGAGCGGCGGGCCAGAGCUGCCAAUCGAACAUCGCCAGGCCCAGGCGAAGAGGAGGAGUCAGUCAUUGGCGACUUUCUGUUCAACUCGAUCUACAUUGGCAUUCCCGCUAAUAGAGAUCCGCGGGAAUUGCAUCAGGACAUCAAUCGCGAUAUUGACGACCUGGCGAGUGAAACAGGCAGCUACGCGACAAGUACAACUGUGACCGCCAUGACAUCCAGACGGGCUGUAUCUCCACAUAAAAGAAAGAAGUUACGCUUGUCCCGCAGCAGACAUCACAAGAUGACCUUUGAAUUGAAAGGCAUCUGUGCAGACUUUGUCGUCUUUCCGCCGGAUUCGGGGGAGACACAAAGUUCCUUAGAUGUACGUAUCAAAGAUCUGGAUAUAUUCGACCAUGUGGCAACUUCAACGUGGAAGAAGUUUGCUACUUACAUGCGGGAAGCUGGGGAUAAAGAGAGUGGAACAAGUAUGGUACAUCUGGAGGUAUUAACUGUGAAGCCCAUUCCCGAAUUGGCUGCAUCGGAGAUUGUUUUGAAGGCCACUGUUCUUCCCCUUCGGUUACAUGUGGAUCAGGACGCCCUUGAUUUCAUGUGCCGCUUCUUCGAGUUCAGAGACGAGUCCUCUCCUGCUCCCAAUGCGCCCGGAGAUGUUCCAUUCUUGCAAAGAGUGGAAGUUAAUGCCGUGCAAGUCAGGCUCGACUUUAAGCCAAAGAGAGUCGACUACGCAGGUCUUCGAUCCGGUCGCACGACGGAAUUUAUGAAUUUCUUCGUUCUGGACGGUGCGGAUAUGGUCCUGCGGCAUGUGAUUAUCUACGGGGUUUCAGGAUUCGACAAGCUUGGGAGCACGCUCAAUGAUAUCUGGAUGCCAGAUAUCAAGAGGAAUCAGCUACCGGGUGUCCUUGCGGGCUUGGCCCCUAUCAGGUCUCUGGUGAACGUUGGCGGAGGCUUUAAAGAUCUGGUAGUUAUUCCAAUGCGCGAAUACAGGAAGGACGGUCGCAUUGUGCGAAGCAUCCAAAAGGGUGCACUGUCAUUCGCCAAAACUACCAGUAGCGAGCUCGUGAAGCUUGGAGCCAAACUUGCUAUUGGCACGCAAACAGUUCUGCAGGGGGCGGAGGAUUUUCUCAACGCCCCGGGGGCACAAUUUGCGGGUUUGGAGGAGGACGUGGUUGAUGAAGAGGAGACAAACAAGAUCUCUCCGUAUGCUGACCAGCCGGUCGGAGUUGUCCAGGGCUUGCGAGGGGCAUUCAGGGGUCUCGAGCGCGACUUGCUCUUGACACGCGAUGCUAUCGUUGCAGUCCCGGGCGAAGUGGUCGAGGGUGGCAGUGCGAAAGCAGCGGCAAAGGCUGUGUUGAAGCGGACCCCGACCAUCAUCCUUCGGCCAGCUAUUGGGAUGUCCAGGGCAGUUGGACAGACGCUGUUGGGUGCUGGAAAUACCCUGGAUCCAACGAACCGAAGGAAGAUGGAAGACAAAUACAAGCACCAUUAGAAGUGACGGUUUCGUCCAACAGCAGUUGAAAUUGACAAUUCUGGUUUCGAGACCCCCUUUGACCCGUGAUAGUAGUGGAACAAGAACGAUCUAAAACAAUUUGUGGGGUAUAAACAAGAAAGUGGCAGGACAAGGUAUAUAGUGCGACAGCAAGGAGGCUGCAGAUCAGCGGGGAAUGGAACUUUUCGAGUCUACAACGGCCACGAUGACGACGAAUUGACGACGAUACCGAUUUGGAAUCUGUAGACAAGCAUUUGGAGUGUUUCGCGUGUUUUAUCUUGCCUUGCUUUGCUUUGCUUUCUGCUGCUCCGAGCAUGAAUUGGUGUUCUUUGGACCUGGUUUGGGCUGGAGUGUUUUUGGUCUUCAGGAAUUUUGCUAUUUUUGGACUCUCUCUAUUUUGGCUGUGGAAGAAUGAUCAUAAUGUGGAUAGAAUGCUGAGCUGUGCUGGAAAUACGCAGAUAUACCAACCGAUCAAUGCAAUUGUUUGAAC
Molecule: messenger RNA, 7294 nt
Organism: Monascus purpureus
Lineage: Eukaryota; Fungi; Ascomycota; Eurotiomycetes; Eurotiales; Aspergillaceae
Source: the annotation of a GenBank genome assembly